CCAAGAUGGCUGACACUAUGGAGGAGUAUGAAAAAGACGCUGGCUGUGUCCCGAUAAUACACCCGGAGGAAAUCAAGACUCAGAGCCAUUAUAACCAUGGUUACAGUAGUGAAUCUCUCGGGCGGAAAAGCCACAUGGAAGAUUAUAGCACAUGGGAUAUUGUCAAAGCCACGCAGUAUGGGAUUUACGAGCGCUGCAGAGAGCUGGUUGAAGCAGGCUAUGAUGUGCGACAGCCUGACAAAGAAAAUGUGACUCUGCUUCACUGGGCUGCCAUCAACAAUAGAAUAGAUCUGGUGAAGUUCUACAUAUCAAAAGGUGCUAUUGUUGAUCAACUUGGGGGAGAUUUAAAUUCUACGCCUCUCCACUGGGCAACAAGACAGGGGCAUCUGUCCAUGGUUGUCCAGCUCAUGAAAUACGGUGCGGACCCGUCGCUUAUUGAUGGAGAAGGCUGCAGUUGUAUUCACCUGGCUGCUCAGUUUGGGCACACGUCUAUUGUUGCAUAUCUCAUAGCAAAAGGACAGGAUGUAGAUAUGAUGGAUCAAAAUGGAAUGACUCCUUUGAUGUGGGCUGCUUACAGAACACACAGUGUGGAUCCCACUAGGUUGCUCCUCACCUUUAAUGUGUCUGUUAAUCUUGGGGAUAAGUACCACAAGAACACGGCGCUGCACUGGGCUGUGCUAGCAGGAAACACUACCGUCAUCAGCUUGCUGCUAGAUGCAGGGGCUAAUGUUGAUGCCCAAAAUAUAAAGGGAGAAUCCCCUCUUGAUUUGGCUAAACAAAGGAAGAAUGUUUGGAUGAUCAACCAUUUACAAGAAGCAAGACAAGCCAAAGGUUACGACAGUCCAUCAUUCUUCAAAAAGCUAAAAGCUGAUAAGGAGUUCCGUCAGAAGGUGAUGCUUGGAACACCAUUCCUGGUGAUUUGGCUGAUUGGUUUUAUUGCUGACCUUGACAUUGACUCCUGGUUAAUCAAAGGCCUAAUGUAUGGUGGUGUUUGGGCGAUGGUACAAUUUCUGUCAAAGUCCUUCUUUGAUCACUCAAUGCAUAGUGCCCUCCCACUUGGCAUCUACUUGGCCACCAAAUUCUGGAUGUAUGUCACCUGGUUUUUUUGGUUUUGGAAUGAUCUGAACUUCCUGUUCAUCCAUCUUCCAUUCCUGGCAAACAGUGUUGCCUUGUUUUACAACUUUGGAAAGUCCUGGAAAUCAGACCCUGGUAUCAUUAAAGCCACAGAAGAACAAAAGAAAAAGACAAUAGUAGAACUUGCGGAAACAGGCAGUCUGGAUCUGAGUAUAUUCUGCAGUACCUGUUUGAUCAGAAAGCCAGUGAGGUCCAAGCAUUGUGGCAUUUGUAAUCGGUGUAUAGCAAAGUUUGACCAUCACUGUCCUUGGGUUGGCAACUGUGUUGGUGCAGGAAACCAUCGCUAUUUCAUGGGAUACCUAUUUUUCCUGCUAUGCAUGAUUUGCUGGAUGAUUUAUGGCUGUAUCUCCUACUGGGGAAUACACUGUGAUACAUCUUACGGUAGAGAUGGGUUUUGGACAUACAUUACACAAAUUGGCACUUGUUCACCCUGGAUGUUUUGGAUGUUCAUUAACAGCGUAUUCCAUAUGAUGUGGGUCGCUGUUCUACUCAUGUGUCAAAUGUACCAGAUAUCUUGCUUGGGCAUUACCACAAACGAACGUAUGAAUGCAAGAAGAUAUAAGCACUUUAAAGUCACAACCACGUCUAUUGAAAGCCCUUUCAACCAUGGAUGCAUCAGAAAUAUUAUAGACUUCUUUGAAUUCAGAUGUUGUGGCCUCUUCCGCCCUAUAACUGUGGACUGGACGAGGCAGUACACAAUAGAAUAUGAACAGACGUCUGGCUCAGGAUACCAGCUGGUGUAGCAGACCCCACACUGCGGACCUGUGGCACCUGAAAUUCUGUUAUUGUCUCUUGCGGAAAAAAAAAUGCCCCUUGAACUAUAGCAUGCUGUUUGUAGGGCUAACGAUGAAUCUUACAGUACCUUCUCUCUGUCAGCGUUUUAUCAAUGGGAGUAAACACGGACAGCACAUGCUGCCCACACUGAUAUCAAGGAAGAAAAAGAAGAAAGGAUUAUUUUGAGCAGUGAAUCUGUGUUGCUUUCUUAUUUUAUGGAUUAUUUAUUUAACAACAUUCACAACACAGCUUGGCAUUGCGCUCUUGACAUGCAGUCUUGUUUCUAUUGAAAGAAGUCUUUUCAUUGCCCCUUAUUUUUUUUUUUUAUUAUUUGUUUUUUUAAGUGACUUGUUGCUUUGUAGUGCAUAGCCAUAAUCACUAUUAUGGCCAUGUUUUGUCUAAGGAACUGUGGCAUUUUAUCGUAAUCUCCCACAGGUGGGCUCUGUUAUUGUGUCUGAAAAUGUGAAUCUUUUAAACUAGGCUAAAAAUUCGCACUUUCCUUUUUCUUUUCUCAGAACAGCUUCUUUGGCGUGUUGGUGAGGUGGGCUCAUAAGGAUCAAGUUUACCAACCGAGAAAGUUCCAUAAAUGUUAUUACCAUCUGGUUCUGGAGCUGCGGGAAUGCCUUGCCAUGUUAGAACUUUUCUUUCCCCCCAGUUAAAUAGUCCUUUGCAUGUUCCAUCGUGUUUGACGUUGGUGUACAGUAAAAGGAGGAUCAAAUCUC
Messenger RNA from Spea bombifrons (plains spadefoot toad), 2630 nucleotides. It is a transcript of the gene ZDHHC17, whose product is annotated as zinc finger DHHC-type palmitoyltransferase 17. Bases 6 to 1877 code for a protein of 623 amino acids. Lineage: Eukaryota; Metazoa; Chordata; Amphibia; Anura; Pelobatidae. The record is from RefSeq and is a predicted model, not a curated record. Gene Ontology annotation, biological process: protein palmitoylation. Gene Ontology annotation, molecular function: protein binding; palmitoyltransferase activity. The transcript has 17 exons. Gene Ontology annotation, cellular component: Golgi membrane.